Lathyrus sativus (Indian pea) is the source of this 2103-nucleotide messenger RNA. NCBI's taxonomy places the organism in Eukaryota, Viridiplantae, Streptophyta, Magnoliopsida, Fabales, Fabaceae. The record is from the annotation of a GenBank genome assembly.
AUGAACGGCGGAGGAAGACAAGGACUUAGAUCUAGUGCCACCGGCGUUCACCACCAACGGCAAUACUCCGAGAAUUUUCUCGACGGCGCCUCCACCGGAAACAGAUGGCUUCAAUCUGCUGGACUUCAACAUCUUCAAUCUUCCUCCGCCGUAAAUCCGCUCCAGGAUUAUAAUUUGUAUGGCGGCGGCGGAGCGCAGGGAGGGAGAAUGUAUAGGAAUGUUCAGAGAAGCUUUAAUGGAGGAGGGAGUGAUUAUUAUAUGGAGCCUGCUUCGCCUCCUGAUGCUUAUCGCGGUGCGUCGACGCUGAAGUUGAGCGGCGAAGAUUCGACCGGUGAUUUUAGUCCUGGCUUGUUGGAUCUGCAUUCGUUUGAUACUGAGCUUCUUACUGAGAUUCCAACCUCCAAUGCAUAUGAGUCCAACUCUCUCUACCGUGGUAGAAGCUUUGACGAUUCUGAACCUUACAUGAGCAAACAGACUGCCAAGGCUCGUGCUCCUGACAAUGCAGUGAAAAGUAUACCGUCCGACAAAGAGAAGUCUAGUUCCGUGGCAAAAAUUAAAGUUGUGGUUCGUAAGAGACCAUUGAAUAAAAAGGAAUUAGCGAAGAACGAGGAAGACAUUAUAGAAACGUAUUCCAAUUCUAUGACAGUGCAUGAAACCAAACUGAAGGUUGACUUAACUCAGUACUUAGAGAAGCAUGAAUUUGUUUUUGAUGCUGUCUUGAAUGAAGAGGUUACAAAUGAUGAGGUCUACCGUGAAACAGUGGAACCCAUAGUACCAAUCAUCUUCGAACGCACUAAGGCAACUUGCUUUGCUUACGGGCAAACAGGAAGUGGAAAAACCUACACGAUGAAGCCACUGCCACUUAAAGCAUCAAGGGACAUCCUGAGAUUGAUGCAUCAUACUUACCGGAACCAAGGAUUUCAACUGUUCGUGAGUUUCUUUGAAAUAUAUGGCGGGAAGCUUUAUGACCUUCUUAAUGAUAGAAAAAAGCUUUGCAUGAGGGAGGAUGGAAAGCAACAAGUUUGCAUUGUUGGUUUGCAAGAGUAUCGAGUAGCAGAUGUGGAGAACAUCAAAGACCUGAUUGAGAAAGGAAGUGCCACAAGAAGUACAGGAACCACAGGUGCAAAUGAGGAAUCUUCUCGCUCCCAUGCAAUACUUCAACUUGCGAUUAAGAGGUCAGUUGAUGGCAGCGAAUCCAAACCUCCCCGACUUGUUGGCAAGCUUUCCUUCAUAGAUCUUGCUGGAAGUGAACGUGGAGCGGAUACUACUGACAAUGACAAACAAACAAGAAUAGAAGGGGCUGAAAUCAACAAGAGCUUACUCGCCCUAAAGGAAUGCAUAAGAGCUCUUGAUAAUGACCAAGGACACAUCCCUUUCAGGGGAAGCAAACUGACUGAAGUUUUGCGUGAUUCUUUUGUUGGGAAUUCCCGUACUGUUAUGAUAUCAUGCAUAUCACCAAGCUCUGGUUCAUGCGAGCACACUCUGAAUACUUUAAGAUAUGCUGACAGGGUUAAAAGCCUGUCAAAAGGGAACAACUCGAAGAAGGAUGUUUUAUCAUCAAAUUUCAACCUUAAAGAAUCAAUUUCAGUUCCCUUAUCUUCUGUUACUGCACCGACCUAUGAGGAUCAUACAGCUGAUGCAUGGCAAGAUGAAAAUGAAGGGGAUGAUUUUAGCCCACCUGAAGAGUACUAUGAGCAGGUAAAACCACCCUUGAAGAAAAAUGUAAGGAUGGAGCCAUAUGCAAUAACAGAUGACAGAUUGAAGAAACCUAGUGGUCUGGUCAAAUGGAAGGACCUCCCAAAAGCUGAACCUAAACCCACUAAUUCAGAGGAAGAUGAAUUGAGCGCCCUCUUACAGGAAGAAGAGGAUCUAGUAAAUGCUCACCGGACACAAGUAGAGGAGACCAUGAAUAUUGUUAAAGAGGAGAUGAACCUCUUGGUUGAAGCAGGUCAACCAGGGAAUCAGCUGGACGAUUACGUUAAAAGACUUAACACCAUUCUAUCUCAGAAGGCUGCUGGCAUUCUGCAGUUACAAAACCGUUUAGCUCAUUUUCAGAAACGUUUAAAGGAGCAUCAUAUUUUGGUUUCAUCUUCUGGUUACUAG